Molecule: messenger RNA, 1232 nt
Organism: Saccostrea echinata
Lineage: Eukaryota; Metazoa; Mollusca; Bivalvia; Ostreida; Ostreidae
Product: NFU1 iron-sulfur cluster scaffold homolog, mitochondrial-like
Exons: 8
Coding region: 18-815 (265 amino acids)
Biological process (GO): iron-sulfur cluster assembly
Cellular component (GO): mitochondrion
Molecular function (GO): iron-sulfur cluster binding; iron ion binding
Source: RefSeq, a predicted model, not a curated record
CCUUCACGCCAUUCAAAAUGGCGUGUAGACAAAUUCUGCGACCCUUCUCUGUCUGUGUUUUUCGAAAAGAAGGAUUUCAAAGGGUGUUUUCUUAUUCGAGAAAUAUUGCAACAUUUCAGAAUCAAAGAAAAAACUUGUUAAAAUGGAAGCCUCGACUGACACUUAUGAGGACAAUGUUUAUUCAGACACAAGAAACACCCAAUCCAAACAGUGUGAAGUUUAUUCCUGGCGUCCAGGUUCUAGAGAGUGGCACCAUAGACUUUCCCAAUCCCCAGUCAUCAGCGUGCUCUCCAUUGGCCAAGAUGCUCUUUAGAAUUGAUGGAGUAAAAGGUGUAUUCUUUGGUCCAGAUUUUAUCACUGUUACAAAGGCGGAUGAUGAUUUGGACUGGCAGUUGAUGAAGCCAGACAUUUACGCCACAAUCAUGGAUUUCUUUGCCAGUAAUUUGCCCAUUCUAACGGACGAGCAGCCCUCCACAGAUACAGCAAUUGACCCAGAUGAUGACGAGACUGUGUUGAUGAUUAAAGAACUACUGGACACCCGGAUCAGACCGACAGUACAGGAGGACGGAGGAGACAUUGUAUACAUGGGUUUUGAGGAUGGCAUCGUUAAACUGAAGAUGCAGGGGUCCUGUACCAGCUGUCCUAGUUCUGUGGUUACUCUGAAGAGUGGUGUACAAAACAUGCUCCAAUUCUACAUCCCAGAGGUCCUGGGGGUCGAACAGAUUGAGGAUGAAGUGGAUGAUGUAAACAAGGCAGAGUUUGAAAAGUUAGAGAAAGCAUUGGAGGAAAAGGCAGGAAAGUCACAUGACACAUAAUGGAGUCACGUGAUGUAUUUCAAAAUUCUAUGAUUCUAAGUCAUUAUGACUUUCUGUUAAGUUGUCAAUGAAUGAUAAGUGUUAUAACUUGUGUGGACACAUGUACAUUGCUUGGUGUAGGUAAUGCUGCCAUUUCUUUAUGCCAUUUAUUCCUUGUGGAUUUUUUAUACACCUUGUCUGUAAUCCAAAUGUUAAGGUGUGAUAAAUAAACUGUCAUAUCUUAAAACAAAGGAUACCUUUCAGGUUUUGAUACUUUAAUUACUAGUAGUGUAAAUACUAAAGUUUUACAGCUUGAAACUUAGUGUCAAUGUUUACUAAAUCUUAGACCUAUAUAUGUACUGUGUAUGUAUGUAUGUAUGUAUGUUUUGUUGAUUUUUAUUAUUUAAUAAAGAAUGUUCAUGAAACAUAAACAAAUGA